AUUUAGCUUCGCUUUCUCCUCUCUCUCCUCUCUCUCUCUCUCUCUCUCUCUCUGUGACGCUCAGAGACUCUCUCUCUCUAUAUAACCCCUCACCUUAAUACAGAGACUCUCUCUCGUAUAUUUUAGUGAAAAUUAUUAUUUUCAUCUUGUUAAAUUUUACACAAGACGCUCGAAAAUUCGAGAAGGAAAGUUACGCAAAGUUCUAGUUCAAUCAGUUCGGGAAUACGAUUUAGUUUGUAUGUAUUUACAUAUGAGAUGGGUUCUCGAGGACGGCCAUUAUUUGAUCUCAAUGAACCCCCUGCCGAGGAUAAUGACGAGAGUGAUAGCAUUGUCUCAUUGCCGCCUCAAAAGGCACUCCCUUCAACAAACCCCCACACUUCUGAAAUGCUUGCAGUAGCAGCUGGUACACAAGGAAUUGUUAAUAAUCAUGCUUUCUCACAUGCAUCAUCUGUGUCAGGUUUUCAACCUUUUAUUCGCCCUAAAUAUACUCAUGGCUCUGAAGGUAGCGCUGAGCAGAAGGAGGCAAGAGAUAGGAUUCCCAACAAUGCCUCAUUGUGCACGUCAAGUGGUAACGAGGACAUUAAAGCAGUGCCAGCUGUAGUUUCAACUGCUGCAGAUGCCCCUUCUGUGGAAAGAGAAGAAGGAGAGUGGUCUGAUGCCGAUGGAUCUGCUGAUGCUCAUGGAAGCGGCAGUUUGCGUGAACAGGGUAAAACUUCCCUAGAACAAGAAAGAUCUGGGGCUGCUUCUGGUGUUGCUCCAGACGGUAGUCCUUGCAAUAUUAAAAUAUCAGAAAGUCUGAAGGAUGAGAGCAGCAGUAGCCGCAAUUCAGACAACAAUGUCAAAGGUCAUACAUCCAUGGACUGUCAGGAGGAACCUGGCUUGGUUCUGAAACAAGAGAAAGUUAAGGGCAUUGAAGUGAGCCGUCCCCUCAAGGGUGCAAAUAAUCCAGUGAAGAGGAAGAUGGAUCAGCAUAAUGAAGCAAAGCUGGGAAAGAAACGUAGUAGACAGACAAUGUUCCUUAAUUUGGAAGAUGUUAAGCAAGCUGGUCCUAUCAAAAGUUCAACACCAAGAAGACAGUCCAUCCCUGCAGCUGUUACAACUCGCACUAUGAAGGAGGUUCGCACAAUUUCUCCACCUUCAGUUCCUCCACCUACUGAUCGCAUAGGAGAAAAGCAGUCACAACCAAUAAUCAAGGACCAGAAACAUCCUGAUGUUCUAUGCAGUGAAGGAGGACUUGCUGGGGAUUCUAGUGAAUCUAAAGCUGAAUGUAAUGGGGAUGUUAAUCAUGCAGCAGCUAGGCUGAAAAGGCAAAAUGGUGAUACUGACUCAUCUGCAGAGGUCUUACCGCCUAUUCCGAGACAGAGUUCAUGGAAGCAGCCCACAGAUAUGAGGCUCCCAAAGAAUUCACAGGUUGCUAAUAGGAAGCCAGUCACUCAAAGCUCCAUGGAUUCCAAGUUGGGGAACAAAAAGCUUAUUCCUGCCAAGAAGCAAAUGACAGUCAGUAACAUGUACCAAGACACAUCAGUAGAGCGUCUUAUACGGGAGGUUACCAAUGAAAAGUUCUGGCAUAAUCCAGGGGAGACUGAUCUCCAAUGCGUUCCUGAUCGGUUUGAGUCUGUUGAGGAUUAUGUCAGAGUAUUUGAACCCUUGCUAUUUGAGGAAUGCCGGGCACAGCUUUACAGUACGUGGGAGGAAUUAACUGAAGGUGCUUCAAUUAAUGGUCAUACAAUGGUUCGUGUAAGGAGCAUUGAAAGGAGAGAAAGAGGGUGGUAUGAUGUCGUAGUCCUUCCAGCAAAUGAAUCUAACAAGUGGACAUUUAAGGAGGGUGAUGUUGCAGUUCUUUCAACCCCCAGGCCUGGAUUAGUCAGAUCCAGAAGGAACAACUCCUCAACAGACGAGAAUGAGGAGCCUGAAAUCAGCGGACGUGUGGCUGGUACUGUCAGGCGACAUAUUCCUAUCGAUACACGUGAUCCAUCAGGAGCAAUCCUUCAUUUUUAUGUUGGGGACACCUAUGAAUCCAAUAGCUUGGUUGAUGAUGAUCACAUUCUGAGAAAGCUGCAACCCAAAGGCACUUGGUUUUUGACGGUGCUUGGUUCUCUUGCAACCACCCAGAGGGAGUACGUUGCACUGCAUGCAUUUCGUCGUCUGAAUGUGCAGAUGCAAGCUGCGAUUCUUCAGCCCAGUCCUGAACAUUUCCCAAAAUAUGAGCAGCAGAGCCCUGCUAUGCCCGAAUGCUUCACACCGAAUUUUGUUGAUCAUUUGCAUAGGAGCUUCAAUGGACCCCAGCUCUCAGCCAUCCAAUGGGCUGCAGUGCAUACUGCAUCUGGUACAAGUGGUGGAAAGAGGCAAGAUCCUUGGCCUUUUACUCUUGUUCAAGGACCUCCAGGAACUGGUAAGACACACACUGUUUGGGGAAUGCUAAACGUCAUUCAUCUGGUUCAGUAUCAGCAGUAUUAUACUUCUUUGCUCAAAAAGUUAGCACCUGAAAGCUAUAAGCAAAAUACUGAGAGCAACUCUGAUAAUGUUGCUACGGGGUCAAUUGAUGAGGUUCUUCAGAGCAUGGAUCAGAAUCUCUUUCGUACACUACCAAAGCUGUGCCCAAAACCUAGAAUGUUGGUGUGCGCUCCUUCUAAUGCUGCAACAGACGAGCUUCUUUCACGUGUUCUUGACCGUGGAUUCAUUGAUGGUGAGAUGAAAGUAUAUCGGCCUGAUGUAGCGCGAGUAGGUGUCGAUUCACAGACACGUGCUGCCCAAGCCGUCUCUGUUGAGCGGAGAACUGAACAGCUUUUGGUCAAGAAUCGUGAUGAAGUUUUUGGGUAUAUGCAUCAGUUAAGAGGUCGUGAAGCUCAGUUGUCUAUGCAGAUUGCUGCUCUUCAAAGAGACCUUACUGUUGCAGCAGCUGCUGUUCGUUCCCAAGGAUCUGUGGGUGUUGAUCCGGAUGUUCUGGUGGCUCGGGACCAGAAUCGAGAUGCAUUGUUGCAGAGCCUUGCAGCGGCGGUUGAAAGCAGGGAUAAGACUCUGGUUGAGCUGUCCCGCCUUUUCAUUUUAGAAGGAAAGUUUCGCGCUUCCAGCAAUUUCAAUUUGGAAGAAGCUCGUGCUAAUCUUGAGGCAAGUUUUGCUAAUGAGGCAGAAAUUGUCUUCACUACUGUUUCAAGCAGUGGUCGCAAGUUGUUCUCUCGCCUUUCUCAUGGUUUUGAUAUGGUUGUCAUUGAUGAGGCAGCCCAAGCCAGUGAAGUAGGAGUUCUUCCUCCCCUUGCUCUUGGUGCUGCACGAUGUGUUCUUGUUGGUGAUCCUCAGCAGCUUCCUGCAACAGUUAUUAGCAAGGCCGCUGGAACUUUGUUAUACAGUAGAAGUCUUUUUGAAAGAUUCCAGCAAGCAAAAUGUCCAACAAUGUUGCUAUCUGUGCAAUAUAGAAUGCAUCCUCAAAUCCGAGAUUUCCCCUCUAGGUACUUUUACCAAGGACGCCUCACUGACAGUGAGAGUGUUGCUAAUUUACCUGAUGAGAUAUACUACAAGGACCCUUUACUUAAACCUUACGUAUUUUAUGAUAUUACCCAUGGGCGGGAGUCGCACAGAGGGGGAUCGGUCUCUUAUCAGAACAUGCAUGAGGCCCAGUUUUGUGUUCGUUUGUAUGAGCAUCUCCAGAAGACAGCAAAAUCUUUGGGCAUGGGGAAAAUCUCUGUUGGCAUAAUCACCCCAUACAAACUGCAACUUAAAUGUCUUCAGCGUGAGUUCGAUGAUGCUUUGAAGUCAGAAGAAGGGAAGGAUCUGUAUAUUAACACUGUUGAUGCUUUCCAAGGCCAAGAACGAGAUGUGAUUAUCAUGUCCUGUGUGCGCGCUUCUGGUCACGGGGUUGGUUUUGUUGCAGAUAUCCGCCGCAUGAACGUAGCUCUUACUCGUGCAAGAAGGGCUCUUUGGGUCAUGGGGAAUGCUAAUGCCUUAAUGCAGUCAGAUGACUGGGCUGCAUUGAUCACUGAUGCCAAGGCCAGGAACUGUUAUAUGGACAUGGAGACUCUUCCCAAAGAAUUUCUGGGUCCAAAGGGACCCUCCUACAAUCCAUUACCAGGAAAGCUUUCAUCUAAUAUGAGGGGGUUGAGAUCUGCUGGACCAAGACAUAGAUCAUUCGAUAUGCGCAUGGAAUCCAGGUCAGGAACACCUUCAGAAGAAGAUGAGAAAUUCAGUGCACCAGUAAUUUCUAGGAAUGGUCAUUACCGCCCUAUGAAACCACAAUUUGAGAAUUCCUUGGACGACUUUGAUCAGUCGGGUGAUAAGUCCAGAGAUGCUUGGCAAUAUGGUAUCCAAAAGAAGCCUGCUGGGGUUGUUGGAAAGAGAGAGAUCUAACUAUUGAUGGGUGCUCUGAAUCCUCUUUCUGCAUCAUGGGAGAUUCGUGGCAUUCUUUGUUUUCCUACUGUGAUAUUUCUGCCACAGUGCUGGUUUUCUGUGCUGAUUACAGAAGCUGGACUCCUAAAGUUAGCAGAGCCGAACUUUGUGCUAGAUGAGCUUUUGGUUAGUUGUGACAUUCGGCAAUAAGGGGGAGGAGGAUUGGCUGGCGCUUUCGGCUUGUGCAAGAAGACAAUUCAUCUUGAUUGAUGUUGUUCCUUUGAUUUCUUGCAAGCAGCUGGAUGCUUUUGGGUAGAUGGUGGAAAAAUCAUACCCUUAAUCCACCAGCUUACAGUCAUCAGAGGUAAAACUUCUCUUGCAAUAAAUAAAAGACACUUCAUAUGCCAAAAGCCUAAAACAUUCAUAACUAAGUGUGUAGUUUUUUCCCCCGUCAUUGUCAUUUCUUCUCAUGCAUUGGGUACCGAUGAAACUCAGGAAUCCAAAUGAUGCUGUGGGCAAAGCUUCAAAGCAUUGUAUGCUAUAAUAUCUGAGCUGCAACCUGUGAUGCAAAUAACUGUCAUGGCUCGAUAGACCUCUUUUGACAAACACACUGUUGACUUCUCGGUUCUUUUGUGCUAUAUGAUAUAAAGACUAGACUUGGUGCUUCAAAUGCAGAAAGAUCCCAUUUGAAUGAUGCUCUGUACAUUUUUUGGAGACAUGCAAAUGCAUGAUAUGACUAGUACCACAUACCACACGAAGGGGAAUGUUAAUGUUUGAAAUUUAAAUUAGAAAGGCGGCAUUACUAGUUUGCUACAAUAUUCUGUAUAGAAAUGGGGGUACAGAAAUUGUAAUAGGAGUAGUAUAUUUCUAGCAGCAUUUGUAGUGUACAUACAUCUUUCAGUUCUGGAAUCAAUCACAUCAAAUUCUUUUCUA
Rosa chinensis is the source of this 5253-nucleotide messenger RNA. RefSeq lists its product as uncharacterized. Lineage: Eukaryota; Viridiplantae; Streptophyta; Magnoliopsida; Rosales; Rosaceae. The record is from RefSeq and is a predicted model, not a curated record. The transcript has 8 exons. Bases 256 to 4341 code for a protein of 1361 amino acids. Gene Ontology annotation, molecular function: helicase activity.